GAAACAACCAACUUUGUCUUUCUUUCUUCUGAAUAUUUCCCUCAAUUAAUAAAUCAAAAAAAAAAAAGAAUAUCUAUUAGAAUAUUUUAUUUUAUCAACACUUGAAGAUGUCAAAACCUAUUUUAAAUUACAAGCACAGCAAUUAUGGGUAAUAAAACCACUUAUAAACAAAGCGAACAUCCUCUUCGCCCAUCUACACCGCACGUAUAUAUGGGAGGGGUCCAGAAAAAAGUGUUUGAGGCGAAAGCCUCACGUGUGGGUAGGAGGGCAAGAGAUAUUGUUAGAAAGAAUUUGGCUUUUUUUACAAAAAGCAUCAACCCACUGAUAAAACUCAACACUACUAACGACCUCCUGUUAUCCUCAUCAUCAAACAGUGUCAGUUGUCGUAAACUUCCAGCCAACGAUGAAGAAGAUGCUGUCCAUCACCAAGCUCUUAUUGAAUCACUAGCUCAAGAAUAUGCCUUACAUGCCUCUCCUUCAUGGCAAUACGUAGCCUCUACUAUCGGCGAGCCAAGAUUUCCACAUAUUGAAGGCUUACCGCGCACUUGGAAGGACAGUUUAAAAAUAGAUCAGCAAGAAUUAUAUGGAUUUUCGGCCAAACAAGUUAAAUAUCAAGAGCUGAUAUAUGAGAUUAUUAUGACAGAACAAUCAUACGUAGAUGAUCUUAUUUUGGUAUACAAGAUAUUUAUAAAAGAGACUUUACGUUGGGAUGGACUGCCUGCUGCUGUUAAACAUUUAUUCGAAAACAUAUUUCAAAUUAUAAGAAUGCAUUUACAGCUACUAAAGGAAUUAAGAGCACGCCAGAUGGCACAACACCCUGUUGUUCAAAACAUUGCCGAUGUUUGUAGAUCAUUUAUUUCCAGAUUUGAAGUUUAUGCUGCCUACUUCUCGAAUUUCGAGAAAGCCAACAAUAUACUUAUGGAAAGCAUCAGACUUCAAGAUGAAUUGGGAUCAUUUAUAUCUCGCCGAUCAUUGUGGACAGAAUGCAGAAAUUUGCCGCUCUCAGCAUAUUUAUUAACGCCCAUUCAACGAGUAAUGAAGUAUCCACUCUUCUUUAAAUCAUUAGCAGAAUGUCUUUCACCGAAUGAUAUCGACUUUCAAGAGAUCCAAAUAUUAUUAACUGAAUUGGAUGUGAUGUUGCGAUAUUUUGAAAAACAGAAAAAAGAAUCUGAAGAUUUUUUGAAGCUGGAAGAUUUGGCGUGCAGAAUUAAGGGACUGGAGGGGUCUACUAUACAUAUUGCAAAGAGUGGUAGAAAAUUAAUCCAUGAAGGUUAUUUGACAUUGGUUCCUGUAUCCGAUCAAAAAUAUUCCACGUCUCGUCUUGAUGAAUCUACAGGGUCAUUUUCGAGUUCUUUGUAUCCUUCAACUUUAAGCAGACGAAACAGUACAUUUUCAUUAUCGUCAAAAAGACAAAAACGUGCGUAUGUUUUUCUGUUCAAUGACAUGAUUGUUUGUACAAGCGAAAGGGAUAAGAAAAGGUCCAGCCCCACGGAAAACAAAGCAAUGGGACCACCUUCUCGAAAAGGUACCUAUCAUGGUCCUUCGCCCGACACACUUUUUAAAAUUACGCACACACCUGGAAAAAUUACGAUGGUCGAUAGAGCAGUUACAAGGGAGAUUAAUCUUACAAAUACAGAUAAACUUUCGAGACGCGGAUCGGCGCUGUUCCAAUCUUUAAGGAGGUAUGGGUCACGCAACAAUGAUGACCAUGACACGCAUAGUGUAUCUUCACCAUCCACUGAAUCGCCACAUACAUCUUACUUUACCUCACAGAGCUGUAACGACCUUUAUCAACCAACAAAAUCUAACAUUGCUGUAGAAAGACACCCAUUACAGUUUAUAUGUUCUGUUGCAACCAAAAAUCUUAUGAAUCUUCACUUUGAGGCAGAAUCUCCGGAAGAAAAAGAUACAUGGUGCCGACAUAUGGAAAGUGUCUUGGAGGAGCAUGUACAAAGAAACUAUACCCAAGCAGUUGAGAAAAAUACCAGCCCGGCUUAUAAGCAAGCUACAAUCAGCCCAACAACUUCAACCUAUUCAUUUGAAAGUAUAUCUUCUUCGGAAUCCUUGGUAUAUCCUUCUUGGACUGGCUACUGUGAUGUUGAAUAUAUGGAUAUAGAUGAAUUAGAACAACCAGCACCAUUUAGCGUUCCUUCGGACAUCGAUGCAACACAGAACAAUAACGCGAAUAAAAGCCAGGAUCUGCUACAGACUAUCAUGGGGGAAUUUGGUGAUAACAUAUGGAGUGUUGGUGCUCCGCCAGGGAUGUCUCCAUUUCAAUUGCGAAAAUCAUUUUCAGAUAUUGGAUCACAUCUUUAAUACUUGAUUAAUUAAUAAUAGUAAUAAAAAAAAAAACUAUAAAAAACACAUUAACCAUGUACUCCUUGUAAAAAGCAGCUUAAUAGAAUUUGUGACCGAGUCCAAUGUUGACAAACAAAUAAAAGUUAAUUUCUUACUAUUUCAGACUUCU
Molecule: messenger RNA, 2467 nt
Organism: Mucor mucedo
Lineage: Eukaryota; Fungi; Mucoromycota; Mucoromycetes; Mucorales; Mucoraceae
Product: Dbl homology domain-containing protein
Exons: 7
Coding region: 145-2316 (723 amino acids)
Molecular function (GO): guanyl-nucleotide exchange factor activity
Source: RefSeq, a predicted model, not a curated record